AUAAAUAUUGGAUGUCAUUAUUUAAAAUUAUAAUCGUAACUGGCACGUUCGCGAUGGCACGUCUUUUAGCUCUAUCUUUGCUGUUUCUUGCAGGUGCUUGCUAUGCAUCUAAUAGAAUUGUUGGUGGAAACCCGACUACCAUCGAGCAGUACCCUUGGAUGCUGCAGGUGGAAGGCCAGGUGAUCUGGAGCGGAGCUUGGGUCCAGUUCUGCGCUGGCAACAUCUUGAAUCAAGCAUUUGUACUGUCUGCAGCUCACUGUUUUGAUGGACCGCUCUACGCACCACAUCUCCGUCGUGUGAGGGCUGGCACUACUUAUCAAGAAACUGGUGGAGUCCUAGCCUACGUGGAUACAGUAUUUAACCACCCAAGCUACGGCUUGAUUGGUUACGACGGUGACAUCACAGUCGUCAGGCUGUCGAACUUCCUCCCUCUGACCCCGGUCAUCCAGCAAGCCACUCUCAUCUACCAAGGAGCUGUCAUCCCCGACAAUGUUCCAGUUGUUCACGCAGGAUGGGGAGCGAUUGCGCACAAUUGGAUAGAUUCCGAAGUUCUCUUGGACGUCCAAAUCUACACAAUCAACAAUGACCUAUGCCGUGAACGUUACGAGAUGCUCGACGAGCCUUGGUACGUUGUGACCGAGAACAUGAUUUGCGCUGGUGUCUUGGACGUGGGAGGCCGCGACGCCUGCCAGGGUGACUCUGGUGGCCCUCUCUACUUCCAAAACAUUCUCAUCGGAAUAGUAUCCUGGGGACAUGGCUGUGCUAACGAGACCUUCCCUGGAGUCAGCACUUCUGUAGCGUCAUACGUAGACUGGAUCGUGGAGACUGCCGUUUUGUAAACUUCUUAAGUUAAUAAAUUAUCUGAUCUAAGUUGUGUGUUAAUAACCUACCUACCUAUAAAAUGCACAUAAAGUUUUUUGGAAACUAGA
Molecule: messenger RNA, 929 nt
Organism: Ostrinia furnacalis (Asian corn borer)
Lineage: Eukaryota; Metazoa; Arthropoda; Insecta; Lepidoptera; Crambidae
Product: trypsin, alkaline C-like
Exons: 4
Coding region: 12-839 (275 amino acids)
Biological process (GO): proteolysis
Molecular function (GO): serine-type endopeptidase activity
Source: RefSeq, a predicted model, not a curated record